Messenger RNA from Acytostelium subglobosum LB1, 1212 nucleotides. RefSeq lists its product as hypothetical. Gene Ontology annotation, biological process: DNA replication-dependent chromatin assembly; CENP-A containing chromatin assembly. The transcript is spliced from 4 exons. Lineage: Eukaryota; Evosea; Eumycetozoa; Acytosteliales; Acytosteliaceae. Bases 1 to 1212 code for a protein of 403 amino acids. The record is from RefSeq and is a predicted model, not a curated record. Gene Ontology annotation, cellular component: nucleoplasm. Gene Ontology annotation, molecular function: histone binding.
AUGUCAACAAACAACAGUGACGAGAUAGCUAAUGCAAAGGGAAAGGUUAUCGUUGCCAAAUCCUUGUUUGAUCAAGGAGACUAUACAUCAUGUUGUGAACUACUUGCUACUUGUUUGACUACUAUGUCAUCGAUUUAUGGAGAGGAAUCAAUCGAGUUGGCACCAAUCUAUCUUAAAUAUGGAGAUGCUUUGUUGCUAUCGUACAAGACGAAUGAGUCGGAUGUGUUUGGAUCUAAACCAGGCGAUGACUCGGAUGAAGAGGAUGUAGAACCAACAACAACCACUACUACUACAACUACAACUACAUCGACCAGCUCGACGACGACUGAAGACGCUCCCCAUCUUGAAGAGAUUGAAGAUGGUGGCGUCGCCGCAUCCGCCGCCGCACCAUCAUCCUCAUCAGACAUUACCAAGGAUCCAAGAUUCGCUGCACUUCAAAAGAAGGCUCAAGAGGACAUUGAGACAUUGGAGCUGGCCUGGGAGAUUGCCGAGUUGGCUCGUGUAAUCUAUCAAAAGGAUGCCAAGGAGAGCAAUAACCAUCGAUUCAAAGAGCUCUCAGAAGCACAUAUCCUCAUUGGCGAGAUCUCUAUUGAGUUGGAUAACCUUGAUGGCGCCCUGCAAGAAUAUGAGUAUGCCUUGGAGCUUAGAAAGAAGCAUGAUAAGGACGACCUGCGAUCGCAUGCACAAGUUCUAUUCUUCAUUGCUCUAGUGUACCAGUUAAAGAAUGAAAUGAAGCUAUCAGAGAACGCCUAUAAACAGGCAUUGGCCAACUUGACGACAUGCCUUGAGACUCUGCAGAGUAUGGCAGAGCCUCCAGUGGACGAUAUUCAGGAGCUCAAGAAUGUUAUUGCCGAAACCCAGCUAAAGAUGGUUGAGGUCACUCCAAUCGACACAUCCAACGAGCCAGUGCCCAAGGAGCUGCAGAACAUGGCCGUGCCCGAAACCCUCUCUAUAUCAACGUCGGCCAGCGACAAGCUCCCGCCCACACCCGUCAAGCACUUUGGCACCUUUGGCAAGGCCACCAGAAAGAAGGCGCCAGAAGCAAAGGAAACAACUACAGAGACAUCAUCAACAGAGACACCAACUGCCACUGCUCCAGCGACAAAGAAGAAGAGGACAUUGGAAUCAUUGAUGAGUGGUGAGGCAGCUACAUUCGCCACGACACAGAGCCAGGCAAAGACACAGGAAGACAAGAAACAAAGGACUGAUUAA